CGGCCUGAUAAUGGCUGCUCAACCUUACAGAAAGGCUAACUCGGAUAGGGACUGAACUCAACAAAGUAUACAAGGGCUUUUCUUUUACAGUGUGGCGGGCAAUCCUCAAGUCUAAUAUCCUGACUCCAACACCCCUCCACCUACUCACUUAUUUGGUAAGGGCCUCCACCUUAGAAUAUUAGACAAUAAUCUGCCUAGAUAAAGCCUAGACUAAUUCCAUUCAAACUUCAACCAAUAAUUUGCACAAUCACUUAAAAAUCUCUCAUUGAUUUUGAACAACAUACAUUUGUAUGACUCUUUUGAUGACACAGGGUUGUAAAAUAAUAAGGUAAACAGGUAGAAUAGUCCCAAUUAUUAUCACAAAUUUACACAAGCAGUAUGAUAAGCUGAUAAAUCAAGAUAUGUCCAGCUCCCUUAUCUACACCUUGUUAGGCUACCAAUGCACAAUUUUUGGUCUAUUCAAAUUUUAUGAGAACCACAGCUUUUAAUAAUAAGAAAAUGGGGUCGUACCUCUCUUACAAUACAAAUAGUAUUUCAAUGGUGAUCGAGAACUCUAAUCCACUACUUAGAUCUAUCAGUAAGGUAACCUUAAAGAUUACUCCUAGACUAGACCUAAAACCUAACAGUAAAAAUAAAGUAGAAUAUUAAUAAUGAGUAAUAAUAACAAUAAUAAUAAUAAACUCAAACUAUAAAGCUGCAGCAAUGCAUCAAUGACCAAGGCAUGAAUGAGCAUAAGGGACAGAAAGAUCUAAUCUCCUUAUAUACCUUACAGCUUCACUUACAUUUGUACAUUCUAGUCAUUUAGCAGACGCUCUUAUCCAGAGCGACUUACAGUUAAUACAUUAAUCUCAAGAUACUGUAGCUAGGUGGGACAACCACAUAUCAUAGGCAAAGUACAAUUUUCCUCAAAGUAGCUAUGAGAAAAGGGUUGGUUCAGGUUAGGUCAGCUUUACCACAGUUGAAUACGUUUCAUCCAUUCCUUCCAUAAUAUGCAUAUUCUUACCCAACCUUAAAAGAAGCAAUAUUAUACAUUCUUACAGCAUCUAUCUCUGCACCCCAUCUAACCUCCGUCUAUACACAUGCUAUAGGCCUUUUACUCCUUAAUCAACUUUUUUUUACCUACUUGGCACUAGCUAUCACCUGACUACAAUCGGGUACCAUUGACCCAAGGCUGGGCACAUACUCUAACUCUGUGUCCGUGGGUCCGUGAGUCCGUGGGUCCGUGGGUGUGCACAAGCCCAGACUUCUGCCUGAUGCAUGCAAGCAUAACCAGAGUGGUGCCUCUUUCAGUCUCUAUGCCCACAAAUGGACUUCCCUUUCUUAGAGCUCUGGUUAGGGGUCACCCCAGACCAGACCAAUUUAUUUUAUUAAUUUGUUUUUAUUUAACCUUUAUUUAACUAGGCAAGUCAGUUAAGAACAAAUUCUUAUUUACAAUGACGGCCUACCCCGGCCAAACACGGAUGAUGCUGUGUCAAUGACUUAUCCUAAUCCUUCAUUUAUAUAUGCAAUUAUAAUUAAACAGCAAUUUUCCAUAUUAACUCUAAUUCAAUCAAGUCUCCGUCCCAAUUCACUUCUUCUCAUGUGUCUCUGGAUUCAAUGUUUAUUGUCAAUGUUCACUGUUCACUGUUCUCUGUGCUUCGUGUGUGUAUGCAGGUCACUGCCUGCACAUCUGUAACCACAAAGCGCUUCAUGUCACAUAAAUGUCACAGGUCACAUAAAUGUCACAGGAAAUAUAGGCCCAAGCUGAUUCUUCUUGACUGUGUGUGUUUGUGUACGUGCAGGAUUGUGUGUUUACAUCUGCUUCGAGCGUGUGUGCGUUCGUGCGGUUCAGCAGUUUUGAUGAGGCAGCUAUACAUACCCCAGGCCCCGAGUCCCGCCCCCAGACCCAGCCUAGCCAACCGGGCUGCUUGAAGAGCCCUUCCCCACAAUACCCAGCCGCAGAGGACACUAGUGGACACGUCCAUGAAAGGCAGUAUGCUUGUCAAUCAAUCAAUCAAUCAAGUUUAUUUUAUAUAGCCCUUCGUACAUCAGCUAAUAUCUCGAAGUGCUGUACAGAAACCCAGCCUAAAACCCCAAAAAGCAAGCAAUGCAGGUGUAGAAGCACGGUGGCUAGGAAAAACUCCCUAGAAAGGCCAAACCUAGGAAGAAACCUAGAGAGGAACCAGGCUAUGAGGGGUGGCCAGUCCUCCUCUGGCUGUGCCGGGUGGAGAUUAUAACAUAACUAUGCCAAGAUGUUCAAGAUGUUCAUAAGUGACAAGCAUGGUCAAAUAAUAAUCAUUAAUAAUUUUCAGUUGGCUUUUGUGACGAAGAGUCCUCCUAGGCUCUUUGUUUCUUCCUCUCUUCUCUCUCUCUUCUUGCCUCUCUCUACUUCCUCUCUUCUUCUCUCUCUCCUUCCUAUCUUCUUCCCUCUCUCUCCUUCCUUUCUUCUUCUCUCUCCUGUUCCAUCUGUGAUGCAUCACCCUCCCCAAACCUUCACCAGGUCGUCAUGGAAACACUCUGGCCGUGCUGAGAAUAUCUAUUAACGCACUCAUCGUAGCAGGACUACCCCACUAUUUAUUUUUUCUCUUUCCUUCUCUCAUCUCUCUCUCUAUGGUUUUCUCACUCUCUUCCUCUCUCUCUCGUCCUCUUUCUGGUCCUCUCUCGCUCUGCCCUUCUCUCUCUCUCUCCCUCUCUCUCUCUUUCUUUUUCACUCUCUACAUUCAAUUCCCCCUUCUCCCUAUCCAUUAUACUUAGUAUCAGCAACCCUCCUCUCAUUGACACCUCAACCGUCCUCUCAUCGCAUCUCCCAUUUAAACAUCUCUUCAGAUUCCUUUUUCCUCUUUUUUUGUCCUGCAGCAUCCCUCCAUGUUGUCCCCCAGCCUUGGAGUGGCUCUCAGUAACAGGUCACAAAGGAACACAACACAAACACUCUACUCUGAAAUAGAAAUUGCAUCCUUAAUGGCAGCAUAUUCCCUAUAUGGUGAACUUCUUUUCACCAGAGCCCUAUGGGCCCUGGUCAAACGCAGUGGACUUGAUAUGAAAUAGGGUGCCAUUUAAGACCCAUCCAGAGAGUGCUGCUCUCUGAACAAGCGCAGACCCAGUGUAAGCAGCCAUCCUCCCCUUCUUCCCCCAGUGUCCCUCUCUUAUUCUCCUGCUUGAUAUUCAGGUAUGGUAGUGUGGUGCUGGAGGUGCAUUCUGGUAGAGUGCAGUACGGAAAUGGGCUACAUCAGCUCUGCAUCAUUAGACAUCCAUCAGUCAGACUGGACUGUCAGCCUGAGGAGACCGAACACGCCUGCACACUGGAGGUGAGCUAGUCCUACCCCUCCCUGGCAUCUUCUCCUCGUCUCUCUUCGUCCGCCUCAUCCCUCUCUUCCCCCGGCAUUCUCCACCAUGGCACUCCUCCCCACCUCUCUUUCUGCCUCCGUCCCCUUCCUCCUCUUCCUCCUCCUCCCCCUUCCUUCACCCUGCGCCCUGGAGUCUCUACGAGGAGGAGGAGUAGGAGAGGAAGAGAACCGCUCCAUCUCCACCAUGUCCUAUCCCUCCAUGUCUCCGGAGUUCUGGAGCAACAGCAGCACGGGGCUGGGCGGCAGUUCAAAGUGUUCGCAGCCGGUAGUGUGCAGGCCGGGCACCCUGCUGCCCGUGUGGAAGCCCCUGAGCCCCGGGCUGGGCGACCAGGUGGCCAGGGCCGUGGUCUACUUCACCUGCCUCAUGUACAUGUUCCUGGGAGUGUCCAUCAUCGCAGACCGUUUCAUGGCCUCUAUCGAGGUCAUAACCUCACAGGAGAAGGAGGUGACCAUCACCAUGCCAAGCGGUGAGACAUCUGUGGCCACUGUACGUAUCUGGAACGAGACUGUGUCCAACUUGACUCUGAUGGCUCUAGGCUCCUCCGCCCCAGAGAUCCUGCUGUCUGUCAUCGAGGUGUGUGGGCAUGGGUUUGAGGCGGGUGAGCUGGGCCCUGGCACCAUCGUGGGCAGCGCCGCCUUCAACAUGUUUGUGAUCAUCGCCAUCUGUGUGUGGGUCAUCCCUGAAGGAGAGACCAGGAAGAUCAAACACCUGCGUGUGUUCUUCAUCACAGCCUUCUGGAGUAUCUUCGCCUAUAUCUGGCUCUUCCUCAUCCUCUCUGUCAUCUCACCCGGAGUAGUGGAGGUGUGGGAGGCUCUGGUCACCCUGCUCUACUUCCCAGUGUGUGUGAUCCUGGCCUGGAUCGCCGACCGACGCCUGCUCUUCUACAAGUACAUGGCCAAGCGUUACCGUGCCGACAAGCACGGCAUCGUCGUGGAGACGGAGGGGGACACAACCCCGAAAGGCUUCGAGAUGAUUAUGGACGGAAAGUUCCCUCCGAGCGGAGGGGGGGUGGGAAUGAUGCCCAGUGAGAACUACCAGGAUGGUGCCAACAAUGCGGCGGGCACCGUGGCCUAUCUGCCCAACUCCAACAGCACCAUGGUGACCGUAGAGAAUACCAAGGAGCUAGACGAGAGCCGCAAGGAGGUGAUCCGCAUUCUGAAGCAGCUGAAACAGAAGUUUCCGGACAAGGAGCUGGAUCAGCUGGUAGAUCUAGCUAACUACUACGCCCUCCUCCAUCAGCAGAAGAGCCGCGCCUUCUACCGCAUCCAGGCUACGCGCAUGAUGACCGGCGCCGGCAACGUGCUCAAGAGGCACGCCGCCGACCACACCCGCCGCGCCGCCGCGGUGGACGAGGAAGUGGUCUGCGAGGACGACGACCUGGCUGAGUGCAGCCGACUGGCGUUUGAGAGCACCCACAGCCAGUGUAUGGAGAACUGCGGCGUACUGAGGCUGGCUGUGGUGUGUCAAGGGGGCCUGGGGGAGAGCACCUUCUACGUGGACUACCGGACCGAGGACGGCUCGGCCAAUGCCGGGUCCGACUAUGAGUACAGCGAGGGAACGCUGGUGUUCAAACCCGGAGAGACCCGCAAGGAGAUCAAGGUCGGCAUCAUCGAUGAUGACAUCUUCGAGGAGGACGAGCACUUUUUCGUGCGGCUGCUCAACCUGCGCAUUGGUGACGCCGAGGGGAUGUUCGAAAGUGAUGAGCCAGGAGCGGGACCCAAGGGCCACCUGGUGGAGCCACUGGUCGCCACGGUGACCAUCCUGGACGACGACCAUGCUGGCAUCUUCACAUUCCGUGAUCGGCUGGUGCGCGUCAGCGAGAGCGUUGGCACCAUGGAGAUCUCAGUGGUGAGGAACUCGGGCGCCCGCGGCACGGUGAUCCUGCCCUAUCACACGGAGGCGGGCACUGCGAAGGGGGGCGGCGUGGACUACGAGGACACCCGGGGAGAGCUGGAGUUCUCCAACGACCAGACAACUCAGACCCUGCAGGUGAGGAUCAUUGACGAUGAGGAGUAUGAGAAAAAGGAGAACUUCUUCAUCAUACUAGAGGAACCGCGCUGGCUGAAGAGGGGAAUCUCAGCCCUUCUGCUUAACCAAGAGGAUCCUGAUGGCCAGAUGAGUGCAGAGGAGGAGGAGGCGAGGCGCAUUGCAGAGAUGGGAAAGCCCAUCUUGGGGGAGCACAGCCGGCUGGAAGUGGUCAUUGAGGAGUCUUACGAGUUCAAGAGCACCGUUGACAAGCUCAUUAAGAAGACCAACUUGGCCCUUGUGAUUGGCACGCACUCCUGGAGGGAGCAGUUCGUGGAAGCUGUGACUGUCAGCGCAGGUGAUGGUGAUGACGAUGAUGAAGAGGGGCGUGAGGAGCGUCUGCCAUCCUGCUACGACUACGUCAUGCACUUCCUGACGGUGUUCUGGAAGGUUCUGUUCGCCUUCGUUCCGCCCACCGAGUACUGGAAUGGCUGGGCCUGCUUCUUCGUGUCCAUCUCGGUUAUCGGCAUCCUGACUGCUGUCAUCGGGGACCUAGCCUCCCACUUCGGCUGCACCGUCGGUCUCAGGGACACUGUCACUGCCGUGGUGUUUGUGGCUCUGGGUACUUCCAUUCCCGACACGUUUGCCAGCAAGGUGGCGGCUACGCAGGACCAGCACGCUGACGCGUCGGUGGGCAAUGUUACGGGCAGCAACGCGGUCAACGUAUUCCUUGGCAUCGGUGUGGCGUGGUCGGUGGCGGCCGUCUACUGGAAGGUGCAGGGCAAGGAAUUCCGCGUGGACCCGGGCUCCCUUGCCUUCUCCGUCACCCUGUUCACCAGCUUCGCCUUCAUCUGCAUGGGCGUGCUACUGUUCCGUCGGCGGCCCUCUAUCGGGGGGGAGCUGGGCGGGCCGCGGACAGCACGCAUCCUCACCAGCCUCUUCUUCCUGGGCCUCUGGUUCCUCUACGUCCUCUUCUCCAGCCUGGAGGCCUACUGCCACAUAGAGGGCUUUUAGAGGACACAUGAGAGCAGAGACAGGGCUACUAGUCAAAACACUGAUAUACAUUAUAGUUAUUAUAAUACACACAUCUACAACAGGACAAGGCCCAGGCCAAAUGUUGGGACCUGGUCAUUGUCACUUGAUCACUAAUACCUAAGGGAUCUAUAGACAUACCAGAUAUACACACACAAUUACAUACAAAACACAUACACACACAUACUGAAACAACUGUACAUAUAACUCCAAGCAUGCGCAAACAAAUGCAAAUGUGGUCUCUCACCAAGACAAACACACACACAUACAGUACUGUAACAAGGGCACCACACAGGUUGUGUGUGGCCUGGAUGACACCCAGUUAACAUCAACCUCCUAUUGCAGGCUCAAAUGUUAUACACACUCACUGGACAAAUGAGGAAGAGAAGGAGAGAAAAGUAAGUAUUGGUCAAGCAAGUGAUGAAGGAAGUAAGACAGGAGAGAUUUCAAAGAAGGAAGCAUGUUCAGAAUGUAAACCAGCAUGAGGGAGAGAGAAAGAGAGAAAUUGACAGACAGGUGUGUAGAAACUAAGUGUUGCAGUGGCAUGCUAUUCAUUACAGCUGGCUGCAUAACAUGGUUUUGGGUCCAGCUAGACUGCUUUAACUGAAGCAGGGUAGAGUGACAUGGGUUUUGCAGGGAUAGCCAUAGCUCUAUCACCGGUGCAGCAGAGGUAAACCAGACUCAGUCCACUCGACUCAAAGUACAGUGGUGCAAAAAAAGACUAAAUUGUCAGACUUGAGUAAAAGUAAAAAGUAAAAGUAAAUGCUAUACAUCAAAUUCCGUAUAUUAAACAAACCAGACCGCACAAAUGUGUUUUUUAUGGACAGCCAGGGGCACACUCCAAAACAUACACAGAAUUUACAAACGCAGUAUUUGUGUUUAGUGAAUCCGCCAGAUCAGAGGCAGUAGGGAUGACAAUGCGUUAUAUUGAUAGGUGCGUGAAUAGGACUAUAUUGCUGUCCUGUCUGAGCAUUCUAAAUGUAACGAGUACUUUUGGGUGUCAGGGAAAAGCUAUGGAAGUAAAAAAUAACAUUUUCUUUAGUAAUGUUGUUGAGUACAAGUCAAAGUUGUCAUUACAAUAAAUAGUAAGGUAGAGAACAGAUAACUCGUGUUUGGGGUAAGUUUUAAGUCAAAGUAUUUUUACUUACAGUUACUUUACACCACUGCAUAGUAGUGGAAUGGGUCCAUCUUCAGUCGCUAUGACGGAGCACCAUGAAAAUGGUUGAUCAAUGAGUAAAAUGUUUACAUUUAGGGAGAUACUGAGUAAAACAGCAACAACAAAACUGAAAGCCACAAGUUGCAGUUAUAAUUUUCUAUAGAGAGGUGGGAAUUCCGCAUGACAUUGAAACAAGGUCUCAAUGCUGUGUUGGUGUAAAUACAUGCUUAUAUACUAUAGGAGAGUAGAUGUAUUUAUUAGAGGGACUUCUCUACAGAUAUGGUAGAAUGGGGUGGCCAAUGGGAACAUAUAUAAUGCAUGGGGUUCAGAAACUAGUCACCACUCUCCGACUUGACAGGAAAAUGACUUUUGGAGAAAGCUUGUGUAAGUUAUGGCUCCUAUACGAGACAUCAUUCUUUCUCAUAACUACAAUCCCAUCCAUUGAAGUUAAACAGAGCGAUCCAGAGGGAUUAAAUAUAAAUUUGCCUCAUCUGUGGACUUCUGAAUGAAGGGAAGACAGAGUUUCUGGAGGCAUCACUCUGAAUAAAGAAAGUCUCACAUCCACCUCUUGAGGCUCUUACUGUUCACAUCUCACUGGACUUCAGAUAUUACAGUGGAGAUCAUAGAUCUACAUUCCACUCCAGCAGACAGUAGAGUCCUCCAUCACCAUCAUGUUUGAGACAUUGUACAUUUUUAUGACCUUUCGCAACCGCCAUGAGUGAAACGAUGAUUUAGCAAUGCAGGCACAUUGAUGGUGUAAAUAUUAUUUGAUGUUACUGUCCAAGGGUGAGUUACUAUCCACUGAAGCACAGCACAAAACACAUUCAUCUCCUAGAAAUAUGAUACGACAAGAGAGUGUAUCGCUAUCUAACGUAUACUUUUCAAAAACAAUCCUUUACCUGAAUACAGGUAUAAAGUCAACUUUACAUAUUCAAAUAUACUGUAUCCCUUUGGCUCCACGCUUGCUCAGUGGACAGUAACUAUUCAUUGUACUUUGGUGGAUGUAAAGGUAAAACCAGAGAGGGGUGGCGAGGUUGAGGGUAGCGUUUGUUUGGUCCAAAAUAUAUCAUGUGUGAGGAUAUUGGCCACCUGUGUAAGACUUCAGGACCAAAAGAGUUCUGUACGGAGAUGUCUAUAUUGUUGUUCAUUCAAUCGAAAUCUAUCAAUAUUUGUGAAGGGGGGAAAAUGUUGCUCGUUUGUGAUACUUGUGAUGCUAUAACGGAGCAACUUUUAGGUGUGGAGGGCUGUAAGUCUUUGCUGUGGAAUAGUGGGUAGAGAUGCAUGACAGAAUAAUAGUGACAGCACGGCACCGGCAUGGACAAAAAUAAUGAUAAAGAUGCAUGGUGGUGGGGUGGUGACAUGAGAAUACAGUGUUUGUGUAUUUCAUGGGAGAAUGGUUCACAUAGAGCAGGACGUCCAGACUGCAGCCAGACCUGUGAAGAGCAUGCAGACUGCUUCUGCUCCUCACCUGUUAACAGUAAAGGCUGCUCUGGAAACAUCCCAACACAACCCCAGCUAAUUGGCCCAAAAUACAGCAACACUGGGCCACCAUCAGUACCUAAGACCAUGGCAUAUAAGUUAUCUUAUUUUGGAGUGAGGCUUACUGUACUCCAACUUGUCCAACAGUGUUAGUUCCAAAUGCUCCUAUUCUUCUGGUUAUUCUGGUUUCUUACCUUUUUAAAUCGAAACCUCUCCGUUUGCGUAACAGUGAAACUGGGAGAGAUUACAUUUCAACCCAUGGGUUCUCAUCAUGUUCUCAUCAGGUACAGACUGUUAUGCGGUAACUACAGAUCGCCGCUACAGUAAUUCUGUGUCAUACCCAUUUAAUGCCUUAAAGUCUAGUAUUUAAUAUUUUGUUUAAUUUGACUUGUCUUGCACUUUGUUGAGUAUGUAUGUGUAUGCUUGGAGCGGAAACCCGAAACCAAAUUGAUUUGUGUGCAAUAUGUGGAACCAGUGGCAGCUCAGAGCAAUCUCUACUACUUAGCUAAGAAAAGUGGCAGAGGUAAUAUACACUAUAUAUACAAAAGUAUGUGGACAACCCUUCAAAUUAGUGGAUUCUGCUAUUUCAGCCACACCCGUUGCUGACAGGUGUAUAAAAUCGAGCACACCGCCAUGCAAUCUCCAUAGACAAACAUUGUCAGUCAAAUGGUCUUACUGAAGAGCUCAGUGACUUUCAACGUGGCACCGUCAUAAGAUGCCACCAUUCCAACAAGUCAGUUCUAAAAAUGUUUGGCCUGCUAGAGCUGCCCCGGUCAACUGUAAGUGGUGUUAUUGUGAAGUGGAAACAUCAAGGAGCAACAAUGGCCACACAAGCUCACAGAACAGGAGCACCGAGUUCUGAAGCUCAUAAAAAAUCUUCUGUCCUCGGUUGCAAAGCUCACUACUGAGUUCCAAACUGCCUCUGGAAGAAAUGUCAGCGCAAGAACUGUUUGUCGGGAGCUUCAUGAAAUGGGUCGGGAGCAGCCGCACACAAGCCUAAUUUUCACCAUGGGCAAUGCCAAGCGUCGGCUGGAGUGGUGUAAAGCUCGCCGCCAUUGGAGCAGUGGAAACACGUUCUCCGGAGUGAUGAAUCACGCUUCACCAUCUGGUUUGGCGGAUGCCAUGAGAAAGCUACCUGCUCGAAUGCAUAGUGCCAACUGUAAAGUUUGGUGUAAAAGGAAUAAUGGUUUAGGGAUGUUUUUCAUGGUUUCGGGCUAGGCCUCUUAUUUCCAGUGAAGGGAAAUCUUAGUACUACAGCAUAGAAUGACAUUCUAGACGAUUCUGUGGUUCAAAUUUUGUGGCAACAGUUUGGGGAAGGCCCUUUCCUGUUUCAGCAUGACAAUGCCCCCGUGCACAAAGCAAGAUCCAUACAGAAAUUCUUUGUCGAGAUCAGUGUGGAAGAACUUGACUAGCCUGCGCAGAGCCCUGACCUCAAACCCAUCGGCCACCUUUGGGAUGAAUUGGAACGCCAACUGCGAGCCAGGCCUAAUCGCCCAACAUCCGUGCCCGACCACACUAAUGCUCUUGUGGCUAAAUGGAAUCAGGUCUCCGCCGCAAUGUUCCAACAUCUAGUGGAAAGCCUUCCCAGAAGAGUUGAGGCUGUUAUAGCAGCAAAGGGGGGACCAACUCCAUAUUAAUACCCAUGAUUUUGGAAUGAGACCUUGGAUGAGCAGGUGUCCACAUAAUUUUGGUCAUGUAGUCUAUGAUUACAUAUAAACUGAAAUAACACCUUCUUGAAAGAUCCACUUAGGUAUACUGUGUUUUCUCUGGAUUUGACUCUACUUUAUAAUAUUUUGUUAAUCCUGCCCCAUUCUCAAUGAGAUGAAAGUGCAAUAAGUAAGAUAGUGGGAGAUGGGGAGGGGCAGUGAACUGUUAGAAGAUUGUCCGUGGUCCUUACACGUGGCUCAAUCGCCCGACUUACUGAGUCGCUAAGAAAACAUGUAUAAUAACAGAAGACAACAAGGCUGACACAAAAUGGAGGUGUGUUUAUCUCAGUAUUGCCAGGUGUUCUGAGGUGGAUAUGGAGAGAGAAUAGAACACAGCAGUGAGGCUCUGUCAAUAUGCUGCACAAUACUAGAGACAGAUGUUAUAUCGUAUGAGAGUUUUCCCCACUUAUUUUAGAGUUCAGGAUAGUUGAACUCUAGUUGAACUGUAGCAUUGUCAGUGAGUACAACCAGUGAGAAUGAUUAACAUUUAAAUAUUACAAAUGCAAAAAGUGGAUUAAUGAGUAAUGACAUUUUGGAAAUAAAGUGAGUAAACAAACUGACCCCUUCAACUACAGAUGUACUGAUUCAAAUAGCAACUUAAUGAAAUUGGAUUGCACACUUAAGAAUAGUUAUGUAUAAAUAUGGUAAUUGUUGCUUGUAUAACAUACAUAAUAUCAACAAAGAUUUCAGUUACCUUGGACCUCCUCAGUGUUUCCCCACUGACAGUGUUAGUCAACUUUUGAAAAGCAACUUUUUAUCUCUUCUUCAACAACAAAAAAUCCAGAAGUUACAUUUUUCUAUUUUCAAAUGAUAUUGGUAAUGGUGGAAGCACCAUAGAUGCAGCCCCGAUGGUUUAGGCAGGUAAUAAAGAGACAUUUAGAUAUUUCUCUAAUUGUCCAAUUUGAAGCCAAAUUUCCCCUUGAACUGUUACAUUUACAUUUAAGUCAUUUAGCAGACUUACAAAUUGGAAAGUUCAUACAUAUUCAUCCUGGUCCCCCCGUGGGAAUUGAACCCUGGUCCCCCCGCGGAAAUUGAACCCACAACCCUCGCGUUGCAAGCGCCAUGCUCUACCAACUGAGCCACACGGGACCAACUGUUAACUUGAUGUACCACUAGCUGAUGUAUCCUUUCUCUCUUCCUAAAUCACUGUGUCUUAUGUUUUUGUACUCUACAUGCACAUUUAUGUUGCCCAGAUUAUUUACAUUUAUGAAUUAGAUCUUAUUGUUCAACAGCUCCUUGAAGCAAACCAUUUGAAUCGUUACAAUGUUUCAAAGAGUAGUUGCAAUGUGCAAAAAAUAUAAACCUGAAUCUUCUUUGCGUUCAUCUUGAUGAGCAGUCAACUCAGCUCACUCAGUGGGAGUAAAACACUUAUUUUCUCCAGUGUUUGUAGCACCCUCUACCAACCGACAUACAGUACCAGUCAAAAGUUUGGACACACCUGCUCAUUCAAGGGGUUUGCUUUAUUUUUACUAUUUUCUACAUAUGUAGAAUAGUAGUGAAGAAAUCAAAACUAUGAAAUAACACAUAUGGAAUCAUGUAGUAACAAAAGAAAGUGUUAAAAAAAAAUCUAAAUAUAUUUUAUAUUUGAGAUUCUUCAAAGUAGCCAACCUUUGUCUUGAUGACAGCUUUGCACACUCUUGGCAUUCUCUCAACCAGCUUCAUGAGGUACUCACUUGGAAUGCAUUUCAAUUAACAGGUGUGCCUUGUUAAUUUGUGGAGUUUGAGACAAUCAGUUGUGUUGUGACAGGAUAAGGGUGGUAUACAGAAGAAACCCUAUUUGUUAAAAGACCAAGUCCAUAUUAUGGCAAGAACAGCUCAAAUAAGUAAAGAGAAAUUACAGUCCAUCAUUACUUUAAGACAUGCAGGUCAGUCAAUAAGGAACAUUUCAAGAACUUUUAAAGUUUCUUCAAGUGCAGUCGCAAAAACCAUCAAGCGCUAUGAUGAAACUGGCUCUCAUGAGGACCGCCACAGGAAUGGAAGACCCAGAGUUAUCUCUGCUGCAGAGGAUAAGUUCAUUCGAGUUACCAGCCUCAGAAAUUGCAGCCCAAAUAAAUGCUUCACAGAGUAACAAGUAACAGACACAUCUCAACAUCAACUGUUCAGAGGGGACUGCGUGAAUCAGGCCUUCAUGGUCGAAUUGUUGCAAAGAAACCAUUACUACAGGACACCAAUAAGAAGAAGAGACUUGCUUGGGCCAAGCUAUGGACAUUAGACCGGUGGAAAUCUGUCUUUUGGUCUGAGUCCAAAUUUGAGAUUUUUGGUUCCAACCACCGUGUCUUUUUGAGAUACAGAGUAGGUGAACGGAUGAUCUCCGUAUUUGUGUUACCCACUGUGAAGCAUGGAGGAGGAGUUGUGAUGGUGAUUUGCUGGUGACACUGUCAGUGAUUUAUUUAGAAUUCAAGGCACACUUAACCAGCAUGGCUACCAAAGCAUUCUGCAGCGAUACGCCAUCCCAUCUGGUUUGCGCUUAGUGGGACUAUCAUUUGUUUUCAACAGGACAAUGACCCAACACACCUCCAGGCUGUGUAAGGGCUAUUUGACCAAGAAGGAGAGUGAGGGAGUGUUGCAUCAGAUUUGCACAGUCAUCCAACCUCAACCCAAUUGAGAUGGUUUGGGAUGAGUUGGACAGCAGAGUGAAGGAAAAGCAGCCAACAAGUGCCCAGCAUAUGUAGGAACUCCUUCAAGACUGUUGGAAAAGCAUUCCAGGUGAAGCUGGUUGAGAGAAUGCCAAGAGUGUGCAAAGCUGUCAUCAAGGCAAAGGGUGGCUACUUUGAAGAAUCUCAAAUCUAAAAAUAUAUUUUGAUUUGUUUAACACUUUUAGUUACAUGAUUCUAUAUGUGUUAUUUCGUAGUUUUGAUGUCAUCACGAUUAUUCUAUAAUGUAUAAAAUAGGAAAAAUAAAGCAAAACCCUUGAAUGAGUAGGUGUGUCCAAACUUUUGACUGGUACUGUAUAUUUAUUUAAUAUCCUUGAAGACUAUCAAGUGAGAUUAGCAUGUUUACAUAAAAAUAGUAAUGGACAUUGCAAGUAUCUUGUCAGUUUGUUCAGCGUUGUGAUAUAUAGAAUGCCAUUUACAUUCAUUGGGUUGGUUAUGAUAUGCCUUUUCCUGAAUAGAACUGUCUACAAUGUUCAGUUUUUUUAUGAGUUCUAGUUAACUGUCUGGCUUUUGCCAUUGCUGUAGAUGAGACAUCACUCCCAGAUGUUUUAUGUGUGUGCAGUAAAUGUCAUCCUAUCUGCAAAUGCAUGAACCCCUUGUGUGUUAGCAUGGUCUCUUAUGGACGUCUAGGUUUACAUUUGGAUCGAGUUAUCCCAAAAUAGUUUCUCUUCUUGUCCUGUGUGGCUGCUUGCGUGGUCUGCUCACGCUUGCAACAAACUGAGCAAUGUCGACUUGGUCUAGCAGCAGGUGAAUUGUCAUUUUUUGAUUACGUGUCUACAGUCUACUUAUUUAUUCACCAGCUACAAAACCUGUGAAAAGAAAGCCUGACUUUUCCUGUCUAUGUCUGAACGUCUCUGAUCAUUUGGUUGUCAGUUUGUUGGAGUAUGAUAUUUCUGUGUCUGUUCGUGCCCCUCAACUUUCUGUAUUGGGGUGAUCCACCCCAGGUCGUGCUCUUCAAUGUGUCCUUUGUGCAGUUUGAUCUGUGAACCUUUCUCUCUGACUGACAUUUGUAUGGAAUAGUGACUGACUUGAAGAAGAUAUGUGAUAUUUACAUUCAUUCAAUACUGUAAUAAAUUAUUUGAAAGUUUUAUUUAAUUUUUUUAUGUAGGUAAAAACAAAGGAAAACUAUGGCAUGAGGUGUAAUGUGUUCAGAAAAAACAAAUGUAAUCAACUCAAGUUGACCUUAUUGAAUACAGUUUAUUUAUUUUCAACA
Salvelinus fontinalis (brook trout) is the source of this 14529-nucleotide messenger RNA. Its product is annotated as sodium/calcium exchanger 2-like. The transcript has 13 exons. NCBI's taxonomy places the organism in Eukaryota, Metazoa, Chordata, Actinopteri, Salmoniformes, Salmonidae. The record is from RefSeq and is a predicted model, not a curated record. Gene Ontology annotation, cellular component: sarcolemma; postsynapse; axon. Bases 3370 to 6303 code for a protein of 977 amino acids. Gene Ontology annotation, molecular function: calcium:sodium antiporter activity. Gene Ontology annotation, biological process: sodium ion transmembrane transport; calcium ion import across plasma membrane; cell communication.